Messenger RNA from Pseudogymnoascus destructans, 1005 nucleotides. RefSeq lists its product as uncharacterized. Bases 1 to 1005 code for a protein of 334 amino acids. The record is from RefSeq and is a predicted model, not a curated record. Gene Ontology annotation, cellular component: kinesin complex. The transcript is spliced from 2 exons. Lineage: Eukaryota; Fungi; Ascomycota; Leotiomycetes; Thelebolales; Thelebolaceae. Gene Ontology annotation, molecular function: protein binding.
AUGAAUAACCUCGCUAUCACGCUCAAUGAUCAGGGUAAGCUCGGUGAGGGAGCUGCCAUGCAGCAGGAGGUGCUCGAAAAGCUACAGCGCAUCCUUGGCGAUGAGCAUUUAGACACAAUCACGGCCAUGUCUAACCUCGCUAUCACGCUCGGCGAUCAAGGAAAACUAGAUGAGGCAGCCUGCGUGCAGCAGGAGGCGCUCGAAAAGCUACAGCGCAUCCUCGGCGAUGAGCACCCGCACACGAUAUUAGUUAUGCAUAACCUCGCUAUCACGCUCAGCGAUCAAGGAAAACUUGACGAGGCAGGUGCCAUGCAGCAGGAGGUGACCGAGAAGCUACAACGCAUCCACGGCAACGACCACCCAGACACAAUCACGGCGAUGUCUAAUCUUGCUAUCACGCUCGGCGAUCAAGGAAACCUCGAUGAGGCAGCCUGCAUGGAGCAGAAGGUGCUCGAGAAACGGCAGGUCAUCCUCGGCGACGAGCACCCGGACACAAUCACGGCCAUGUCAAAUCUUGCUAUCACGCUCGGCGAUCAAGGAAACCUUGAUGAGGCAGCCUGCAUGGAGCAGAAGGUGCUCGAGAAACGGCAGCGCAUACUUGGCGACAAGCAUCCGGACACAGUCACUGCCAUGAAUGACCUCGCUAUCACGCUGAGAGAUCAGGGCUGCCUCAUCGAAUUUUCCUUGAUCGCCGAGCGUGAUAGCAAGAUUAGACAUGGCCGUGAUCGUGCCUGCAUGCGCAUCGCUGAGGAUGCGCUGGAUGAGCACCCGGACACAAUUGUAGGUAUGCAUAACCUUGCUGUCACGCUUAGCAAUCAAGGCAAGCUUAAUGAGGCAGCUACAAUACAGCAUGAGGUGCUUGAGAAGCAGAUGCACAUCCUCGGAGGCAAGCAUUCAGACACGACCACUGCCAUGUACAACCUCGCCAUCAAUGCAGUCAGAAUCUAUAGUAUUCAAACAAAGGUGCUGCUUAUGGACACGAUGGAGGGGCUAAAAAAUAUUUAA